GCCAUGUCCUACUUCAUGGCUCCACAAACUCAUCCAGCUCUUGUUCCUUCCAGUCAAGGUGGGGCCGCUUCUCCAGGCUCGUCCCUUGGCCUCUAUAGUCCUGGAGAGCCAGUGGCCUCUGGCGGACUAGGCCCCCUGAGCCAGAAAGCUGAGCAGGUGGCCUCUGUUACCCAGGCCUGGGGCCCGACCAUGGCAGUGCCAGAAGCCAGGGGCCGCCCUGGGGGGGCUAGCUGGGAGACACUGCAGCAGGAGGAGUACGGCCGAUACUGCCACAAAUUCCCCAACGCGAGGCAGCCGGAGAGCUUGGGCUGGGAGGAAGGCUGCUCCAGAGGCAGAACGCCCCACCUGGGUGGCCCCAGCAGGCCUGGGCCCCUGCUGCUGUAUGGGCUGUCACCAGGGGGCCUGCCGGUGCCCUGUGAGGCAGGGGGGAAGGAGGCCAGCUCCCAACCUGACAUCUGCAUCCUAACCCUGGCCAUGAUGAUCGCUGGCAUCCCCACCGUGCCCGUCCCGGGCCUGCGGGAAGAGGACCUGAUCCGGGCAGCUCAAGCUUUCAUGAUGGCCCAUCCGGAGCCAGAGGGGGCUGUGGAGGGGGCGCAGUGGGAGCAGGAGCAUGCACACAAAGCCUCUGGGCAGAUGCCCCUAGUGAGGCCCAGGAGGGGCGAGCCUCCCGGCUCCUGCUUGUAGCUGGAUGAAAUAGCACCAGACACGUA
Condylura cristata (star-nosed mole) is the source of this 710-nucleotide messenger RNA. RefSeq names its product spermatogenesis associated 25 (gene SPATA25). The transcript has 2 exons. NCBI's taxonomy places the organism in Eukaryota, Metazoa, Chordata, Mammalia, Eulipotyphla, Talpidae. The record is from RefSeq and is a predicted model, not a curated record. Bases 4 to 684 code for a protein of 226 amino acids. Gene Ontology annotation, biological process: spermatogenesis.